AUGGGCUGCCAUGGACAAGAGGACCAAAAGCUCGCCCUCGUCGCAGCCAGCGACGAUGGCUUCGACUGGCUGGAGGACUCCAUCUCCUUGCUCGCUGCGGACAUCGAUCUCGGUGGCAGCUACGGGUGGUGGUGUGAUCCAUUGCCGGCGCAGCAGCAAGAUGACAUUGGGAGCGUCGUGGCGCAGACGCUGUCGCCUCCAGCGCCACAGACGACAAGCUCGCCCCUGGCCCACGCCUCACCGAGCAUUGCAUCGCCAGCGGUGUCAUCCCCGUCCACGGAGCCGUCGUCCAAGAAGCGCAAGUCUCCGACGCACAGGGUGUCCGGCCAUAGCAGCAGCAACCAGCGUCGCCGCGCCGAACAGGAGAGGCCAAGUGGCGGCGGCAGCAAGAAGGGCAGCAGCAAGGGCGGCGGAGCUGGUUCGGACAGGGACGCGAGGUGGGCGGAGCAGCUGCUGAGUCCGUGCGCCGUUGCCGUCGAGGCACGCAACCUGUCGCGCGUGCAGCACCUGUUCUACGUGCUCGGCGAGCUCGCGUCCUUCGCCGGCGAUGCCAAUCACCGGCUGGCCGCGUAUGGGCUGCGAGCGCUCUCGCUUCGCCUACCUGCAGCAGUGGGCACAGCUGCCGCAGCUGCGGUGAAAGUGCCGGACUGCGAGUGCCCGACGCCGUCGUUCGCUGGCGCGGAGCCCCGGCUGUUCCGCGCGUCCCUCAUCAAGUUCAACGAGGUUAGCCCGUGGUUCGCGCUGCCCAACGCUCUUGCGAACGCCGCCAUCGCGCAGCUGGCGGCCUCGACGCGCGGCGCCGCCGCCGCGCCCCGGCCGCUCCACCUCGUCGACAUCGGCGUUUCGCACGGAGUGCAGUGGCCGACUUUGCUGGAGUCCCUGACCCGCGUGCCCGCCGGACGAGCACCGCCGUCUGUCCGGCUCACGGUCGUAGGCAUCCCACCGGUGACGACGCCAUUCUCGGCGUCGCCUCCGGGGUACGACUUCUCACCGCAUCUCCUCCGGUACGCCAAGUCCAUUAACCUGGACCUCGAGAUCAGCCGCGCCGCCUCGCUAGACUCCGCGCAUGCCUUGUACGGUCCGGACGAGGCGCUCGUUGUGUGCCUCCAGUUCCGGCUCGGCCACGUCACGGCCGAGGAGCGAACGGACAUCCUCCGGAGGGUCAAAGACCUCAAGCCGGAUCUGGUGGUACUCUCGGAGCUCGACGUCGGCGGAGGCAACGUCAGCAACGCGGCGUGCGAGUUCACGGCGAGGCUAGAGCUGCUGUGGCGGUUCUUGGAGUCGACGUCGGCGGCGUUCAAGGGGAGGGACGGGGAGGACAGGCGGCUGAUGGAGGCCGAGGCGGGGACUGCCGUGGCGGUUACCGCGGCAGGGGAUCAUGGCAGGGAGGGCUGGCGGGAGCGCAUGACGGCGGCGGGGUUCGAGGAGGCGCCGUUCGACGGCGAGGCGGUGGAGUCCGCCAGGUCGCUGCUGAGGAAGUACGACAACGGGUGGGAGAUGUCCACGGCGCCCGCGGCGACAGGAGGCGGCGGCGCGGUGGCGCUGCGGUGGAAGGGGCAGCCGGUGUCCUUCUGCUCGCUGUGGCGGCCGGCGUAG
Lolium perenne is the source of this 1596-nucleotide messenger RNA. Its product is annotated as protein NODULATION SIGNALING PATHWAY 1. Lineage: Eukaryota; Viridiplantae; Streptophyta; Magnoliopsida; Poales; Poaceae. The record is from RefSeq and is a predicted model, not a curated record.